AUGUCUCCAACGCUGACAAAUGUUACAACAACGACGGCGACCACACCGAUUGGACGAGCCCAUAUUGAUAAUCCAAAUCGACGCAAUAAACCACAAUCGAAUGCCACAGCUAUUGGAGCAUUUCUAUUCACAUCGGCUGGCAUGAAUAUGGCCAUGGGUCUGGGUUGGACGGAAAGUGCCGUGUACACAUGGACCAAGCAUUAUUGUUAUUCAUGGUUUAUGGGAGUAAUUAUUGGUGCCAUAUUUUCCAUGCCUCUUUCACAAUUUAUGAUGGCCAAAAAGAAGUGGAUAAUGGCUACUGCAGCAACCAUGGUACUCGUGGAUGGUAUUCUCUUUAUAUCCUUUCCCACCGACUACAAAGCCAUUCUGGCAGCAAGAUAUCUCAAUGGCAUGGCCAUUGGCCUGAUAACAGUACCAUUCCUAGUGCAUGCAAGUGAAAUCGCCGUCGAUUCGUUUCGUGGCAGCUGCCUAAUGACCGAACAAUAUUCCCUAACCUUUGGCAUAGCAAUACAAAUGAUUUAUACCUCGUUUUGGCCCAGCAGUGUUGAGUUUCCGGCAAAUCGUUUACAUGGAAUUUUCGAUAUCGUGUUCGGUGUAUUCGCUUGGGUGUUUCUCUCCUAUUUUAUUGAAUCACCAAUAGAUUUGAUACGCAAAGGUGAUGAUAUGGCAGCACUAGAUUGUUUGGCUCGUCUGCAAUAUCCUCAAAUAAUUACGGCCCGGACUCAUGCCCAGCUGGAACAGCAAAAGUAUUAUUUCCAAGAGGAAAAAUAUCGCUCUUGGUGGAAAUGCGUGGGCCGAAGCGUAUUGCCUUUGGUGAAAAUGUUCUUUUUCCGCAGUGCUUUGUUGGCAUUUUCCUACAACCUGCCGCUGAAUUUAACCCUACGUUAUAGUGUUCUGAUCAAUGAGGCUAUUUGGUCGGGUACCGUUGCUGCAAUUUGUCGUAUUUUUGGUGCCUUCUUGGCAUUCAUUAUGGUUGAUCAUGCAGCCCGGAGAAUACCCUCUGCUUUGGCGGCAAUCGCCAUAGGCAUUCUACUAAUAUUGCAAGCCAUGUGGUUUGAAAAUCUGCUGGCCAAUAGUUUUGAUUUGAAGGAUCUGAAAAUCAUUAUGGCUCUCUAUAUGCUGAUACAAGCCUUUGCUGGAUUUUUUAGCUGCUACACUUCGGUAUAUUUGGCAGAGGCAUUUCCAUUGCGAACGAAACCAUUUUUUAUGACAUUCUCCGUGGUCGGUGAACAGCUGUUACAAACUAUUUUUAUUUUAAAUAUUUUUCGAAAAUUGAGUAAUGUUAUAUUGGUUCAGGGUGUGGUGGCCUUGAUAGCGGGUGUAGCCUUUUGGUUUACAAUGCCGGAGACAAAAAAUACAACGCUGUCAGAGGCUCAAGAGAAAUUUCGUAAAGUAUUUAGUUUUAAGCGUAAGGAGAGUGUAUCCGAAGCGUAA
This is a messenger RNA of Musca vetustissima, 1434 nucleotides long. RefSeq lists its product as uncharacterized. Gene Ontology annotation, biological process: transmembrane transport. Bases 1 to 1434 code for a protein of 477 amino acids. Gene Ontology annotation, cellular component: membrane. Lineage: Eukaryota; Metazoa; Arthropoda; Insecta; Diptera; Muscidae. The transcript is spliced from 3 exons. The record is from RefSeq and is a predicted model, not a curated record. Gene Ontology annotation, molecular function: transmembrane transporter activity.